UUUAAUAUGGAUAUCCCGUCUCUAAUCGAAAUCGUCAACCCUCCUCAAUCCUUAUCAAACAAAUUCUUUGAACUAUCCAUAGAAAACUUGACUUUUUUAUCUCAUCCAAAAUCAAUAGACACCAAUGAUUCAAACUCUUCAAAUAACUCAGAUAAUGAUGAUUAUGAUCUUAAUUCUUACCAUUUAAAUCAUAAAAAUUCAAUUCACAAUACCAAUACCAAUGCCAAUGCCAAUGUUGAUAAUAAUAACAAUAAUAUUGACAAUUCAAAUCUGUUGAAAUCUUUCAAUUUGGUCUUUUUAAUGUCCCCUCCAAUUAUCGAACACAAUAAAAUAUUAUUGGAAAUGUAUAACAACAUCAUCAGUAAAUUUGUCUUGAUUUUAUCAAAAGAGCAACAAAAGGAUAAUUAUAUUUGGAACCAGUCUCAGAUUUUAUUAAAUAUUCAUAAAAAAUUUUUAAAUAAAGAAUUGGAUCCAAAUGAUGAAAAAGCUAAUAAAAAUAGCAACAAUAAAAAUAUCAAUAAAAAUAAUAACAAUAACAACAAUAACAAUAACAAUAAUAACAACAAUAAUAAAAAUAAAAAUAACAUUUCCACACAUAUUCCAAUUAACACAAACUUACGACACUUGCCUAAAAAUAAAACGGAAAUUAUACCGGAAUCAUUUUUAUCAUCAAUUAAUAAGGUUAAUUUAUUGAAAAAUUCUCAGUUGAGGUAUUUUGCAUUAAUUUUAUUAGAUUCUAAAGAAAAUAUUAUAAAAGAAUUGAAAUACCAUAAAAAUUUCAUAACGAAUAUUUCAGCGACGAAAAAUUUAAACAAAAUUGCAAACGAUUGUAAUUUGUCAGUUUUGAAAUGUGAAAAUAUUGCAUAUCAUUUGAUAUUUUGGAGGAAGGCCAAGAUUAUGUUGCCAUUGCAUAAAAAUAGUGAAUUUAUUAUAUCUAAUAUAUUUCGAAUUGAGUUAGUUAAGUCUAAUAACUAUAGAUAUAGCGAAGAAUUUAAAGAAGAAUUUCCAGAUUUACGGAUUGGAAAUGGAGAGUUUAAUAAUUUUUUAGAAUUUUUCAAUAGGCCAAUGUCGUAUUCCAAGUUGGCACAGAAGAUUGAUGAGGAUAAUAAAAUCAACAUUCAAAAUAAGAUUAACAUUAAGAAGGAAAUGAUAGUUGAUGUUUUGGCAUGGCUAAUUAAGAGGGGGAUUAUAACGCAAUUGCUAACAUUUGCCAGGAUUAAAAUUACACCAAAGAUUAAAACAUUGGUUGAAGAAGAGAAAGAGUUAAAUUUUCAAAGAAAAAUCCAAAAAAACUCUAUGGCACACAGCAGUACCAAGAUCAACAGUACUAGCAAUUUGAGUUUGGUGACUAACAGCAACAAUUUCAAUCGAAGUGGGUUAAAGAUCAUGGAGGAGAAUCCCUUUGAGUCGUCGUCUGUCUUCAACAAGACGUUUAACUUGUUGGACGAGCAGUCGUCGAUAAUCUUAGAGCCAGACAAGCCAACACUAUUGGAAAAGAAAUGGCUAAUGAAGCUCGUGGAGGUGAAGUUCAGGUCGACAGGGCCCAGCAGCGAGAGCAAAAAGGUCUUGAGCAGGAUAUUGAAGUAUCUCAACGGGAUUAAUCCGUUGGAGUUGAUCUCGAUCCGAGAAAACAUCCGGUCGAAGGACAUCAACAGGUUGAUGGAGGUGUUAGGGGAAAACGUCGUGAUAACAAGACACUGGUAA
Molecule: messenger RNA, 1704 nt
Organism: Ascoidea rubescens DSM 1968
Lineage: Eukaryota; Fungi; Ascomycota; Saccharomycetes; Ascoideales; Ascoideaceae
Gene: NPR3
Product: Npr3p
Exons: 5
Biological process (GO): cellular response to amino acid starvation; TORC1 signaling; positive regulation of autophagy
Cellular component (GO): GATOR1 complex
Source: RefSeq, a predicted model, not a curated record